AUGGAAAUCCAGAGGGACAUCUCAGAAUUCAUUCUUAUGGGACUUUCCUAUGACCAGAACAUACAACUAUUCUGCUUUUGGCUGUUCUUAUUCUGUUAUGUUGCCCUCUUGAUGGGUAACCUUCUGGUCCUUGUCUCCAUUCGAUGCAGCUCUUUUUGUCACCAACCGAUGUACUAUUUCCUCAGCCACUUAUCCUCCAUAGAUAUCUGGUAUACCUCCUGUGUGACACCCAAACUCAUUAGUCACCUGUUAGUGGGGACAAAAACCAUCUCCUAUGGUAGCUGUACGUUACAGGUCUUUUCCAUGCACUUCUUUGGAAUCACUGAAAUCUUCAUCCUUACAGUUAUGGCAUUUGAUAGGUGUGUUGCCAUCUGCAAACCUCUCCACUACAUGAUAAUCAUAAAUAGGACAAGAUGUAAUCUCCUAGUCUUGGCUGCUUGGGCUGGUGGGGCUGUCCAUUCUUUUUCCCAGUUUUCUAUGAUAAUCUGGUUGCCUUUCUGUGGCCGCAGUGAAAUUGAUCACUACGACUGCACUAUUUUCCCUUUGCUGAAAAUUGCCUGCACUAAUACCUAUGUCAUUGGUUUCCUUGUAGUUGCCAAUUCGGGUAAGGUUGCCUUAGUAACCUUUGUUCUCUUGUUUGGAUCUUAUGUUAUCAUAUUAUUCACCUUAAGAAAUCACUCAGCUGAGGGAAGAUGCAAAGCCCUGUCUACCUGUGGGUCUCAUAUCACUGUGGUGGUCUUAUUUUUUGGGCGUUCAAUCUUUGCCUAUCUUAGACCUCCUACCAUGUUCCCUGAGGAUAAAAUAUUUGCUCUGUUUUACACCAUUUUUGUUCCUAUGCUCAAUCCCUUAAUUUAUACUCUGAGAAAUACAGAGAUGAAAAAAGGCUAUGAAAAUGGUUUGGUGUCAAAAGAUAUUUUCAGAAGAAUAACAUAAUUGUUUUGUCAUACUCAAAAAAAGACAAAAAGUUUUAUGCAGGCAUAAAAGUGGACUUGGAAUCAAGGAGCUCUAU
This is a messenger RNA of Trichechus manatus latirostris (Florida manatee), 1009 nucleotides long. Its product is annotated as olfactory receptor 4P4-like. The coding region runs from base 1 to 933 and encodes 310 amino acids. Lineage: Eukaryota; Metazoa; Chordata; Mammalia; Sirenia; Trichechidae. Gene Ontology annotation, cellular component: plasma membrane. Gene Ontology annotation, biological process: G protein-coupled receptor signaling pathway. Gene Ontology annotation, molecular function: G protein-coupled receptor activity; olfactory receptor activity. The transcript has a single exon. The record is from RefSeq and is a predicted model, not a curated record.